This is a messenger RNA of Aureococcus anophagefferens, 405 nucleotides long. RefSeq lists its product as hypothetical. Lineage: Eukaryota; Pelagophyceae; Pelagomonadales; Pelagomonadaceae. The annotation marks the transcript as partial. Gene Ontology annotation, molecular function: RNA nuclease activity. The record is from RefSeq and is a predicted model, not a curated record. The transcript has a single exon.
CAGCUCGCGAUCCUGAUCGACGCGGACAACACGAGCCACAACAGCAUCGACCUCAUCAUGCGCGAGACCGCGCGCUUCGGCACGCGGUCCGCGCGGCGCAUCUACGGCGACUGGGCGAGCCCGCAGCUCGCGCCCUGGCGCGCGCGCAUCGCCGAGCACAGCCUCGUGCCCGUGCAGCAGUUCAGCCACGGCGGCAAGAACGCGACGGACAGCGCUUUGAUCAUCGACGCCAUGGACCUGCUGCACAGCAACCGCUACCAGGCUUUUGUAUUAGUGAGCUCCGACGCGGACUUCACCAGGCUGGCGACGCGCAUCCGCGAGCACCCGUCGACGGUCGUCGGCGUCGGCCGCGCGCAGACGCCCAAGGGCUUCGUCAACGCGUGCAACGCCUUCAUCACCAUCGAG